Andrographis paniculata is the source of this 3032-nucleotide messenger RNA. RefSeq lists its product as uncharacterized. The transcript has 5 exons. Lineage: Eukaryota; Viridiplantae; Streptophyta; Magnoliopsida; Lamiales; Acanthaceae. The record is from RefSeq and is a predicted model, not a curated record. The coding region runs from base 937 to 2736 and encodes 599 amino acids.
CACGAGGUCGACCAAGGGAGGCCAACAGACAGACAAACUUCCUCGAAUACAAUACAAAGCGAAUAAUAUAUAUACACACACGAUAUCCAUACAAAAAUCUCCAUUGCCGAACAUACAUAUAGAAUCCUCUUCUUUCCUACUGGGCCGCAUCGAAUUCACGAGAUUGGGAUAAGGGAACGGUGCUUUGUUUGGUUGAUUCUGUUGAGAAAAUUGCGCUGAAUAUAAACAAUUAAUCGGCCAAUUACGGUGCCUUGGAGGCGGCGAGUGCCACGGACUAGGGUUUUUCUUCAACACAGGGAGGCAAUUUUCUUCUUUUAAUCGCGGUACAGAUUGUGUUCUUUUAGGUAUUUGAUUCAGUCGAAUGUUCUCAGUUAUUUUGGCGGACUUAUAGAAACUGGUUCUGAUUUCUGGAAAAUUUUCGAAUUAGUGGGAUUUGCUUUUCGGUUUGUUGUUGGGUGGGGUUUAGGUGCAGGUAUAUUGACUGCAUUUGGUUUUAUUUUGUUCGUGAGGCUGGUAUUUAUUGAUGAAGGAUUGAUUUGGUUUGAGAUUUUCAUUGCAUGGGAGAAAAUCUUAGGUGGCUUUUGUUAGAAUUUAUUAUUGCUGAGGUAUCAAAGUUUUUCUUGGCUGUGUGAGGGUGACAGGUCUGAUUUAUAAGUUGAUUGAGUAGAGAAAAGUAAAGUGAUAAUGAGGUCCUUGCUGCCCUGGAUAAAUCAAUUCUGAAGUUUGUAAUUUGGAGAUUAGACAAGCUGUUGCUGUGCAGACAAUAGGGUUGAAUGGUACGUGAGUUUGAGAAUUUGGUACAAUUGGUUUUGUUUGGGCGUCGAGAAAGGGGCAAAAUUGGAUAUCGGCAUUUGGCGGUGGAUGCUCGGUUAUUUAAGAAAGAUUGAUCCUUUUUUCCUCUCAUUUGAUAUUAUGCGAUAAUGUAUAACAACUGUCAUGGAAAGAAGUGAACCUACAUUGGUACCGGAAUGGUUGAAGAAAACUGGAACUGUGGGCAGUGGCUCAGCAUCACAUUCAGAUAGACCAGCUGCGUCGGACCUUCUUCGAAGUAAAUCAUUUGCGAAUAGUAAUAGUGACUUUGGUGGAUCUUCUAGUUCUGCAAAAGCAACCUCAUCGUAUUUUCACCGGAGUUCUAGCAGUAAUGGUUUUGGGGGUCAGAGGUCUCGUAGUAAUUUUGGUAGGAAUCGACACCCCAGGGAAUAUGAUAGGAACAAUACCAAUGAUAAGCUAGAUAAGAAUUCACGGGACCGCCGAUUUAGGGACUUCUCAGAUGGACGUGGUGACAAUUUGCACAAUGAAUUUGAGAGAGUUUCUGGGAAAUGUGGGAGUACCUGGCAUAGGAAAGUUAUUGCUGAGUCGAGCAGUAAUAGCAAUGGAUUACCUUCCAAAGGAAAUUCGAUUGGUCAGGUCAGCAAAGUAACAUUUGAGAGAGAAUUUCCAUCUUUGGGUGCUGAAGAAAAAUCGGUCGGUUCAGAAGUUGGAAGAGUUCCAUCUCCUGGCUUGUCUUCUGCCGUUCAGGGUUUACCUAUCGGAUCCUCAGCUAUUAAUAGUGAUGAAACUUUGACUUCGGUGUUAGCAGGGGUUCCGGUUUCAGUUGGAAGCACUGGAACUGGCAUGUCUUCCACGCAACAAGUUGCUCAGUCAGGUGUAAUGCAUGUGGCUGUAGGGACACCAUCGAAUCUUAACAUGGCCGAGGCUGUAAUUCAAGGCCCUAAGUGUACUCAAAUAAUUCCUCAGGUAUCUGUGGAAACUCAGAGACUUGAAGAAUUAGCGAUUAAACAGUCCAGGCAAUUAAUUCCUGUUACGCCGUCCAUGCCAAAACCUUUGGUGUUCAGUUCAUUGGAUAAACAGAAAACUAAAGUGGGUCAGCAACAGCACCCUGUAUCAUCUUCAUUUGUUGUUAAUCACCCCAUUCAACGUACAAAUACUACUGUGAAAAUCGAUGUCUUGAAGCCCUCAAACAUGGGAAAGCUCCAAGUUCUCAAACCAGUGCGUGAAAAGAAUGCUGCUGAUCCUGUCAAAGACAACUUGAGUCCGAGAAAUGGUGCCAGAUUAGUAAAUUCUAUUUCUAAACUUGCAUCUGUUUCCACUGCUCCUACUUGUGCUGCGCAAAGCCAUGAAAGUAAGCCUGCAUCCAAUCUGCCGGAGAAGCGACCCAGUCCUCAAGUUCAGAGUCGAAAUGAUUUUUUCAAUUCAGUGCGGAAAAAAUCCAUGGCAAACUCCUCUUCUGCUGUAGAUUCAUCUGUCAGUAUCUCUUCAUCAGACCCGGACAGUAACAACAGUGACACUACCGUGACUGCAUCUGUUUCAGACAAUAUUGCAGAAGCAAAUGCAGUGAGUGCUCCUAAUACUUCUCAAAGUCACAGUGGUUCCGACAAUAUAAAUUCAGGUGGCAAUACAACUGAGGCGGCAUGCCUCACGAACCUCAAUGGUAAUGACGAUACUUGUUCUGGGCAGAAGAAGCAUGUUAAAACUGGAGACAAAAUCCCUACAUCGGAUCCUAUAUUCUCUGAAGAGGAAGAGGCUGCAUUUCUACGUUCUUUGGGCUGGGAGGAAAAUGCCGAUGAGGAUGGUCUUACCGAAGAAGAGAUCAAUGCAUUUUUCAGGGAUGUCGCCAAGUACAUCAAUUCAAAACCAUCUCUCAAAAUACCACCACGAGUUGACCCAGAAUUCUUGGUGCCUUUCAAGCCGCAUAUUGUGGGCAUUCGUCCAUCCAAUGCAAAGCUGGAGUCUUGAUUCUCUAAAUGUGCGCCAUCUUAUUUAGAUCCCGACGAGGUGCGUAGCGUAGCAUACUUUCCUACUAAUAAGUUGGCGAUGAGUUCAUACUGGUUUUUGAUUAGAUUUUUGGAAAAAAAAAAUUAGUGAAUAGAGGGGUAGUAGGGUUAUGAUUUAAUGAUUUCAUUUGAACAACACCCUUUCUAGUCCAAAUCUUUGAAAGAAUCUGGACAAAACUCGGAAGCUUUGAUUAGGUUACUUUUGGGUUUUAACAUUUUCUAUUUUCUAUUUUAUCUAGUUUGAUGUUUGUGUAAUAA